AUGGCGGAAUCAGCGGAUGAGGACUGGUUCGCCGGCAACUCUAACGACCCUGGACCGAGCUUGGAGGAUUUCUUGGCUACAGACCCUUCCCAGCUACCCUUCCUGCAGGAGCGCCCGGCAACGGCGGAGGACUUCGUGCGAUAUCAAAUAUUUGUCGACGCAUGGAGCUCUAUUGAACACCUUCAACAGCUUCGGGAGUCAGUCCUGGAACUCGUGGAUUCGAUUACAGCGGGCUUCAUCUGGCACCGCGAGGCGUUCGCGCUGUCAGUCGCCGUGCCUUCCGACGGAGAUCUUGAGCCUCAUCUCACCGGAGAGCAGGUGUUCGGAGGCAACGUUUCCGACGAGUGGUUCGUGUGCUACCUUCUGUUCACAAUAACUUCGACGUUCACCGAGUUGACUGCGUGCAUUACCGACAGCGACGGCGAGUUCUUGCUGAUCGAGGCCGCCACCGCGAUCCCACCUUUCCUCUCCCCAGGCAACAGGGUAUGGGUCAGAUUCGGCGAAGUGCACCUGGUGAUGCCUGGGUGCAUGGUGGACAGGGCCAGAACCCCACGCACACUGGGAUCGGGUACCAUCACGCUUUCUGAGGGAUUGAAGGCGGUCCGAGAGAGCGACGGCGGAACCAAGGCCGACGAGGGUGUACAGCGACUCAUCAGGCGCCGAAUCGAAGGCUACCCGGAGGAAGCUAUGGCUAACAUGCACCACGCGAGGUGUUUCCUACCCCUGGCUGCAGCGUUAGCGUUCCGCGACACACCCAGGCUGGUGGCCCCUGCAGUUAGCGCUUAUUGCUCGGGCGACCCCGCCGACAGGAAGAUGGGAGUUCGUAUGGCUCGACUUCUCGCAAUACCCGCCAGUGCAUCUGGAGUGAGCACCGCGGGAAGCAAGGGAGCUGGCUCACAACCAGAAGCCCCUCGGUUUGUUGAGGCCCGGAUCGCCUUCACCCGUCACUUGUAUGCGCAAUUGCACCAGGCGGCUGUCGUACCGACUAAGGCCUUUCAUCCAGGGUGGGGUCCCAGCAGAAGCACUCUUGCCCCUGCUGCCCACGCAAAAGCCGCACAGCUGGGGCAGAAGCUCUCCAUGGGUUUGGAGGCAGCCUACCAGGCGUGUGCCGAGAGCAGCAAGAAGGAUGGAGGAGACUUUAGCGACGCAAUUCGACCGGAAACCUGGAAGCGAUUUGCAGACGGAUUAGUACGGAACGGUUUCUUCGAGGGAGAACUGGAGGGGUCCAAGAGGUAUCGAGAAAAGACUGCGAUGGCGAAGCAAUUCAUACGGGAUAACGUUCUAUGUGUCGAUGCCGAUGGUGGCGAGGACGAGGAGAUUGCAGCCGCCCAGAGGGACCACCGACGAUGCCCUGUCCACCAAGUGGUGGAUCGCACUCUCAACGACCCAAGAUUGGAUUGUGUGUUCGAUGCGUUCGGCGAAGAAGACGAUAAGGAAGACUGGUUGGAAGUGUCUCAAGCCGACUUGGACAUCAUGCUCCAAGACUAUCGUCGUGCGGAGGCUGAUCUGGAUCCAGAGCAGCAGGGCCGACGCGACAGGGGUGCGAACGGUGUCGUGGGCGAUGACGACAAUGAGAGGGACAGGUCGGAAAAUGUGGCUACAUCCGGUGCUCGUGGAACAGCCACAGACACAGAUGAAGAGAAACACGUACAGGAUAGCCACGCCGGUUUCGCCGACGCUGUGGAUGGGCUGGAUGAAAUUGUCACCGGCAUGAACGCCUUUGUGGACGACUCAAAAGCGGGGUUGGAUGGCGCGGAGGUGGAGGCGGUAGGAGGACACGUUCAGUUUGAUGUGGACAAGUUCAUGAGCUUGCUCAACGGGGAAGACCUAAUGAGUGCACUUGAGGAUGCUGCGAAGGAGGAUGCGCAUGAUGAGUUGGGCGACAGCGACGACGACCUGUUGGAAUCUAGCGAGGAAGAGGACGAAGAUGACGUGGACACCCCGCAGCGCAUGCCAGACCCCAAAGCGUCGGAGAGCGCGGGCCUGACAGACCCCUCGGCGUGUGGCUCCAGAACCCGGUCUAGCUUAGCCGUGAACGUGUCCCCGAACUCCCCGGCGAAGAGUGAUUCACAUAUUCAGACGCGGAGCGGCGUGCGACCAUCCGUGGCGUUCCAAAUGCAGGAGAUGGAAGGCCGUCCGAGCGAAGAAGACCAUGACGGCCUGGGCAGCGAUGGGCGAGAGCAGGACGGUGGCCACGAAAGCAAAGCAAAUUCCGGAAGCGCCGAAAGUCUCGUUCGCGAGUACAUGGCGGCGAUGGAGAUUGAACUCGAGCCGUCAUCAAUGGGGGAGAGCUUUGAGAAAGUGGGAGCAUCCAUCCCUGAAGCCCAAAUGGAAGAACUACAAACGGUUGGUCCUCUGGAUCAAAACGGAGAACUAGCCCCCGAGCAGUGGCUUCGAGACGGCAAGGCGCCAUCGUCGACAGGUGUGCAGUCGUGA
Molecule: messenger RNA, 2436 nt
Organism: Ectocarpus siliculosus
Lineage: Eukaryota; Phaeophyceae; Ectocarpales; Ectocarpaceae
Source: the annotation of a GenBank genome assembly